AUGAACAGAGACGAUGGGGAGGAAAAGAAGGCAGAAGAACAAGGACCGGAGGGGCCACGAGAGUCAUCGGUGUCGGGAGAACCAGAGAACCUUUCUCCAUGUGGGGGACUGGAAGCUGCCUCAGCAACUUUGGAAAGAGCAGAAAGUCGGCAGGAAAUCCACCCAAUGGAGGAAGCGGAAGGCCACAGUCAACCCAGAGUCAGAGCUAUUCGCAGAAGGAAGAAGAUGUUAUCCCGGGUGGAGCUGCAACAUCAUUCUCAAAGGAUUAAUCCCCAAGAGCUGUUAGAGGAUGUACAGGUGAGUGAGGAUGAGGGAAAACAACAUAGAGGACCUCCACCAAGAAGAACUAGAAGUGAGGAAGUCUGCAAUCAGCCUCGAAAAAGGAAGCAGUCAGGAAAAAGUACGCAGGGAAGGAAGGAUGAAUCCGUUCCCUCUGUGAGUGGGGUCUCCCUUGAACCAGGAAAGCAGAAAAGAAAGAGAUCUAGAAAGUGUCUUGAUGCUCCUUUGAGAAUCCACACGGGGAAGGAACCCAGCCAAAGCUCAGAGCCUGUGAAAAGUGACCCUCUGAGCAAAAAAUCGAUGAAACAUCCAAGGCUUGAUGCCCGGGGAAAGACACAUAAAUGUUUGGUGUGUGGAAAGUGUUUCAGAAUGGAUUCAGUCCUUAAAAUACAUCAGCGAAUUCACUUAGGGGGGAAACUGCAUAAUUGUACAGAAUGUGGAAAGAGGUUCACUCGAAGAUUAGACCUUAUCGUACAUAAAGUGUACCAUAGAAUCAAGAAACCCUAUAACUGCAAAGAAUGUGGGGAAAACUUCAGUCAUAAAGUACACCUUACCAGACAUCAACGAAUUCACACAGGGGAGAAACCCUAUAAAUGUGAACAAUGUGGAAAAAGUUUCAACAACAAAUCAAACUUUAGACGACAUUGCAGGUGGCAUACAGGGGAGAAACCCUAUAAAUGUGAACAAUGCAAAAAAAGCUUCAACCGUAAAUCAACCCUUACGCAACAUCGCAUGUGCCAUACAGGGGAGAAACCCUAUAAAUGUGAACAAUGUGGAAAAAGUUUCAACAACAAAUCAAACCUUAAACAACAUCGCAUGUGCCAUACAGGGGAGAAACCCUAUAAAUGUGAACAAUGUGGAAAGUGUUUCAGUCGAAGAUUAACCCUUAAGGAACAUCGUAGGUGCCAUACAGGGGAGAAACCCUAUAAAUGUGAAGAGUGUGGAAAAGGCUUCAGUUGGAGCUCAUCCUUUAAGAGUCAUCAACAAAAUCACUCAGGGAAGAAAGAUUUUUAG
Elgaria multicarinata webbii is the source of this 1293-nucleotide messenger RNA. RefSeq names its product zinc finger protein 664-like. Lineage: Eukaryota; Metazoa; Chordata; Lepidosauria; Squamata; Anguidae. Gene Ontology annotation, biological process: regulation of transcription by RNA polymerase II. Gene Ontology annotation, molecular function: DNA-binding transcription factor activity, RNA polymerase II-specific; RNA polymerase II cis-regulatory region sequence-specific DNA binding. The record is from RefSeq and is a predicted model, not a curated record. Bases 1 to 1293 code for a protein of 430 amino acids. The transcript is spliced from 2 exons.